Messenger RNA from Paramecium octaurelia, 960 nucleotides. The record is from the annotation of a GenBank genome assembly. Lineage: Eukaryota; Ciliophora; Oligohymenophorea; Peniculida; Parameciidae.
AGACAAUUUAUGAAUCAAGCAAAGUUAAGGCAAUUUUAGAAUUUUAAUUUUGAAAACAAUGUAGUUUGGAAGGACUUCAUUAAAGAAUUAGAUCCAACGAUGUAUAUAGUAAUUACUAAUAAUAAGACCGAAAGAAAGAUUUGAGAAACUUAAGAAAAUUUGGUAUAGGGAUAAUAUCGAUCCAGAGUUUGAUCCCGAAUUCAUCAGCAACACAAAUUCCCAUACUACUCAUCAGAAUCAGACUCAUUCUCAAUAAGGAGGCGCUUUCAACUUAGGAUAACAAAGUAUACGUGUGUUUCAUAUUAGCCCUUGUUUUUAAAAUUCUUUUUGGUGUAGAGAAUUUUCUAAAAUUGGCAUUUAUUAUAACUUCUUUCGUCCCUAUUGGUCCCAAUACAUAAUUUGCUGUUGUGGCUUGUGUUUUGGGUUUGUAUAGACAAUGCAAAUUUCCAAAAAAGACUAGAGAAUAUGGAGAGUUAGUGCUAAAAAAUGAAUUUACACACAAUCUAUUCUUUCUAUUUGGAUACUUGUUUGUUUACUCUUUCAAGACAGUCUUCAACGUUCCACUUAUUUUACACUUUGUUCUUGGUUUAUCCUCUUAUUUAUUGUUGUUACAAGGGCCAAUUUACGAAUGUAUAAAUAAACAUAUGUUUUUAGUAUUAAAGAGUAAGGUUGAUAAGGUGUAUUCAAUAUAGUAGCAAAUCUAUGUAUUAAAAUACAGAAUCGAAAUAGCUUUGGUUCCAGCAAGUUUGGUAUUCCUAUUCUUAGGAAAAUCAUCUAUUUUGACCUUUGUUUACUUUGCAAAUUUUAUUAGAAUCAAAUACAUUUUGCUUGAUAAAUUCAAAGUUGAAUGCAAAUAUGUAAAUUAAAAAUAUUUGGAACCAUACAAGACCCAUCAAAUUUUAGGCUAUAUCAUUCCAGCUAUCUAAUAACUCUGUUCAUAUUUGAUAAGUUAUAAAUGAG